Oncorhynchus keta (chum salmon) is the source of this 6113-nucleotide messenger RNA. RefSeq lists its product as uncharacterized. Lineage: Eukaryota; Metazoa; Chordata; Actinopteri; Salmoniformes; Salmonidae. The coding region runs from base 3965 to 5080 and encodes 371 amino acids. The transcript has 6 exons. The record is from RefSeq and is a predicted model, not a curated record.
AUGUUUUAUUCGUAUGUUAGUCAUGAUAAAUCCUUAUUUUAUAAAAUAUUAUAUUGUAGAAAAUAUUCACAUUCAAAUAUCUUCAAAUUGCUAACGUUAGCUAGCAAGCUAGCUGUCUAAACUCAUUUAUAAAUGAAUGCAGCCCUUACCGUGGUAUAUUGCCCAUAUACCACAAACCCCCGAGGUACCUUAGUGCUAUUAUAAACUGUUUACCAAAGUAAUUAGAGCAGUAAAAAUACAUGUUUUGUCAUACCCGUGUUAUACGUCCGUAUACCACGGCUGUCAGCCAAUCAGCAUUCAGAGCUCUAACCACCCAGUUUAUAACAGACCUAUACCACUGGUAUGACAAAACAUUUUUUGGAACUUAGUAGUGAGUGUUGCAACCAAGGACAGACGAUUUGUAGGUGUUACGCGCUUCAGCACUCAUCCUGUGAGUUUGUGUGGCUUACCACAGUUGACCAGGGCAGCUCUAGCAGGGACGAAAUUUGACGAUCUGACUUGUUGGAAAGGUGACAUCCUAUGACGGUGUCACGUUGAAAGUCACUGAGCUCUUCAGUAAGGCCAUUCUACUGCCAAUGUUUGUCUAUGGAGAUUGCAUGGCUGUGUGCUCAAUUCUAUACACCUGUCAGCAACAGGUGUGUCUGAAAUAGCCAAAUCCACACAUUUUAUUUAUGUAUGUAUAUAUAUAUAUAUAUAUUUUUUUUUUGUACCCCAUUUUUCUCCCCAAGAGGCGAAGGUCGAUAGCCAUGUGUCACAAACACAACCCAGCCAAGCCGCACUGCACGCUUAAAACGGGAAUGUACACGACCAUGUCAACGUGCAUGUGCCCGGGCCGCCACAGGAGUAGCUAGAGCACGAUGGGACAAGGACAUCCCGGCCGGCCAAACCCUCCCCCAACCCAGGCGAUUGGGGCCAAUUGUGCGGCGCCUCAUGGGUCUCCCGGUCGCGACACAGCCCGGUAUCGAACCAGGAUCUUUAGUAACGCAGCUAGCACAGCCUUAGACCGCUGCGCCACUCGAGAGGCCCGAAUCCACUCAUUUGAAGGGGUGUCCACAUACUUUGUCACCUUAUGGGCACGUUUUACCAGACCAUCCACAUGCUUGGGCAUGGGAUCAAACCUGUCUACGCUUUUGAUGGCAAGCCCCCACAGCUGAAGUCACAAGAGGGGAGCAGGAGAACAUUGACAAGUUCACUAAGCGUCUGGUGAAAGUUACCCGGCAGCACAACGACGAGUGCAAGAAGCUGCUCACCCUAAUGGGGGUGCCAUACAACAAGGCUCCAUGUGAGGCAGAGGCGAGCUGCACUGCUCUGGUUAAGGCGGUAGUCGCCACGGCAACAGAAGAUACAGACAGCCUGACAUUUGGAGCAGGGAUCCUACUGAGGCACCUCACCCCCAGCGACGCAAAAAGCACCCUGCCCCAGAGGACUGCCUGUAUAAGGAGUCCAGAGGUCUGUUCCUGCAGCCUGACAUUGUGGACUGCUCCACAGUAACCUCAAGUGGAGCGAGCCCAACAAGGACACCCUUAUCCAGUUCAUGUGUGCAGAGAAACAGUUCAGUGAGGACUGCAUCAAGAACAGCUGUAAGAAGAUGAUGAAGAGCCGACAAGGCAGCACACCGGGAUGACUGGACUCUAUUCACCAUCAUUGGCUCUCUGAGAGAGAAACCUAUACAUAUUCAAUGCAUUUCAGUGCCUUUAAACAGGGUGUAGUAGUAGGUGCCAGGCACACCGGUUUGAGUGUGUCAAGAACUGCAACGCUGCUGGGUUUUUCACACUCAACAGUUUCCUGUGUGUAUCAAGGACAUUCAGCCAACUUGACACAACUGUGGGAAGCAUUGGAGUCAACAUUCAACUCAAUAUUAGGAAGAUGUUUAGUACACUCAGUGUAUACCAUACCUCAUCUAUGUUUGAUUAAUAAAAAAUAUUGUCCACACCAUACUGUAUCCAUAUUAAAAUAAUUCUCGCUACUUCCUCCUUUUUAUUUAGGAAUAGACUUCAAAGAGGAAGUCAAGCAAGGAAAGAGGAAGUUGAGGAGUGUGCGUGAUAAUUAGACAACUACAAUUACAGUGUCUAGCCAAGUCUGUUCUUCAUGUUGAAAAUGUGAGAAUGGGGUAGUGGUUAACGUAUUCCAAGUAAACUAGCAAGUUUUAUUAACAUGCUUUUUUCUUGAAUAAAAGUAAUAGUGAAUUUUGUAUUUUGAUUUAUAUUUUUCCAAAUCCCACAUGCAUUCCCAUUAAAGCCCGGAGAUAUAGGACGGUUAGAUGGUUCUAUUGACAAAAGCUUUGUUUGAUGCAUUUUUUGUUGUUUAAUUCUUCAUGACGGAAACAAAUUGUGGAAGGUUUAAUAGAAAGGGGAUUUUUCAAAUAUUAGCAUAUACACAUUUGCGUGCGCUGUUUCACAUCUGAUUAGGACGCCCAGCACAUUAAGGCCCAGUGCAGUCAAAAAUUUGAUUUCCCUGUGUUUUAUGUAUACAUUGAGUGUAUAAACAUUAUAAACAUUAUUAACACCUGCCUUUUCCAUGACCUAGACUGACAAGGUGGGUCCAGGUGAAAGCUAUGAUCCCUUAUGGAUGUCACUGGUUAAAUCCACUUCAAUCAGUGUAGUUAGAGGGGUGGAGACAGGUUAAAUAAGGAUUUUUAAGCCUUGAGACAAUUAAGAAAUGGAUUGCGCAUGUGUGCCAUAAAGAGGUUGAAUGGGCAGGACAAGAUUUAAGUGCCUUUGAAUGGGGUAUGGGAAAGGGAAAGGGGGAUACCUAGUCAGUUGUACAACAAUGCAUUCAACUGAAAUGUUCAGGAGCAGAAUUACAGAUUUUUUACCUUGUCAGCUCGGGGAUUCAAUCCAGCAACCUUUUGGUUCCUGGCCCAACGCUCUAAUGGUAGUAGGUGCCAGGCACACCAGUUUGUGUCGAGAACUGCAACACUGCUGGGUUGCACCCAAAAGACAUCUAACCAACUAGAUACAACUGUGGGAAGCAUAUAGAGUUAGCAUCCUUGUUAAUUGCUUUCGACACCUUGUAGAGUCCAUGCCCUGACAAAUUUAGGCUGUUCUGACAGGGACGGGGGGAUAUUGCCCUUUUAAUGUAAGAGCUUUUUGAAAAGACUGCCUGAAGUUUCUGCCUGCUUUUGGUGGAAUGGAGUUUUGGCCAGUCUGGUGACAUCACCAGUCGGUAAACUACUUAAAAUACCAAUCAGAGAGUUCUAAACCUCUCUGCCAGUAACAGCUAGUUUUCCAUCUUCCACUCCCCACUCAGACCACACCUGACAGUCCUAGCAAAAUUCAUGCUUGAGAAAUUGCUCAUGCUAAGAAGCUAUUUUUGUUUAUUUCUGACCAUUUGAAUUGAAAACAAUCACAGAAAGAGCAAACUCGUGUUAAAUGCCUUGCUCAAGGGCACAUCAACAGUUUUUCACCUUGUCGGCUCUGGUAUUCUAACCAGCAACCAUUCGGUAACUGGACAAACAGUCUAAACGCUAGGCAUAGUAAUAGGAAGUAUGUGACUGAUGCGACUCAAUUUAAUUAUAACACUUUUGUUUAUCAGAAACCACUACGGGUGCGUGAUAGCUUCUCCUUUCCUGUGGAUGGUUUUCAUGAUUGUAAGGUAAGUGUUUGACUUUUUCACAAUCUUAUUUUUUAAUUUUAGUGUUCAAAUUAAAUGAAGGAAAUUCAUUGCAAGUAAUGAGAUUUAAAAUGUUCAAAGUACUGCUGAUAGUUCAUGUAUUUGCUUCAAAACUGAAAUACCUAUUUGAUAUGAGCAUUGGUGUAAAGUACUUAAGUAACAAUAGUUUUUUUUUAGGUAUCUGUACUUUACUAUGUAUAUUUUUGACAAUUUUACUAAACUACAUUCCUAAAGGAGAUAAUGUACUUUUUAUUCCAUGCAUUUUCCCUGACAUGCAAAAGUACUUGUCAAAUUCACGCAUUAUCAAAAGAACAUCCCUGUUCUAUCCUACAGCCUCUGAUCUGGCAGACUCAUGAAACACAAAUGCUUUGUUUGUAAAUUAUGUCUUGAGUGUUGGAGUGGGCCUCUGGCUAUUUGUAAAUUAUGUCUCAAGUGUUGGAGUGGGCCUCUGGCUAUUUGUAAAUUAUGUAUUGAGUGUUGGAGUGGGCCCCUGGCUAUUUGUAAAUUAUGUCUCAAGUGUUGGAGUGGGCCUCUGGCUAUUUGUAAAUUAUGUAUUGAGUGUUGGAGUGGGCCUCUGGCUAUUUGUAAAUUAUGUCUCAAGUGUUGGAGUGGGCCUCUGGCUAUUUGUAAAUUAUGUAUUGAGUGUUGGAGUGGGCCCCUGGCUAUCUGUAAAUUGUGUCUUGAGUGUUGGAGUGGGCCCCUGGCUAUAUGUAAAUUAUGUCUUGAGUGUUGGAGUGGGCCCCUGGCUAUUUGUAAAUUAUGUCUCAAGUGUUGGAGUGGGCCUCUGGCUAUUUGUAAAUUAUGUAUUGAGUGUUGGAGUGGGCCUCUGGCUAUUUGUAAAUUAUGUCUCAAGUGUUGGAGUGGGCCUCUGGCUAUUUGUAAAUUAUGUAUUGAGUGUUGGAGUGGGCCCCUGGCUAUCUGUAAAUUGUGUCUUGAGUGUUGGAGUGGGCCCCUGGCUAUAUGUAAAUUAUGUCUUGAGUGUUGGAGUGGGCCCCUGGCUAUUUGUAAAUUAUGUCUUGAGUGUUGGAGUGGGCCACUGGCUAUCUGUAAAUUAUGUCUUGAGUGUUGGAGUGGGCCCCUGGCUAUUUGUAAAUUAUGUCUCGAGUGUUGGAGUGGGCCCCUGGCUAUCUGUAAAUUGUGUCUUGAGUGUUGGAGUUGGCCCCUGGCUAUCUGUAAAUUAUGUCUUGAGUGUUGGAGUGGGCCACUGGCUAUCUGUAAAUUAUGUCUUGAGUGUUGGAGUGGGCCACUGGCUAUCUGUAAAUUAUGUCUUGAGUGUUGGAGUGGGCCACUGGCUAUCUGUAAAUUAUGUCUUGAGUGUUGGAGUUGGCCCCUGGCUAUCUGUAAAUUAUGUCCUGAGUGUUGGAGUGGGCCACUGGCUAUCUGUAAAUUAUGUCGGAGUGUUGGAGUGGGCCACUGGCUAUCUGUAAAUUAUGUCGGAGUGUUGGAGUUGGCCCCUGGCUAUCUGUAAAUUAUGUCUUGAGUGUUGGAGUGGGCCACUGGCUAUCUGUAAAUUAUGUCGGAGUGUUGGAGUUGGCCCCUGGCUAUCUGUAAAUUAUGUCGGAGUAUUGGAGUGUGCUAUCUGUAAAGCUAUCUGUAAAGAAAAAAAGAAAAGUGUGCUGUCUAGUUUGCUUAAUAUAAGCAAUUUUAAAUUAUUUAUACUUUAAAGUAUCUUUACUUGUACUGAAGUACAAUUCUGUACUUUUUCCACCACUGGAUACAGGGAUGGUUCAAUGCAAUACAUCUCUAAUCCUGAUAAUGCCAUGAUUAAGAAUGAAUCAUGAACAAUGAUGAGAAAGGAAGUUAAGGGCUACAUCAAAACACCCACAUGAAAAAAAUACUAUAGUAUCCACUGGAGUGUUUUUGCAGACGUUACUGUAGUAUGUAAUGUCUUUACAGACUAAGUCUUGAGAUAAAAUGAUAAAAAUGUUCCAUAACCUGUUGGUCGGUAGGACUGGGAUCUAAACAGAUAGUUCAGCGGUUCUGCUCUUUUCUAUAACCUGUAAAGAACACAAUACAUGCUCUAGACUUGGCAUGUAGGUCUUUCACUUAUGGGUGGCACAAAUUGGGAUAUGGGAGAGGGGAGUGGGCAGGGUAUAUGCAAAAUAAAUACUGUAGUAUUUACUAUAGUUUUAAAAAACUGUACUGUUUUUGCGGAAUGUAGUGAUUUUUGGGACAUUAUUGUAAUAUUUACUACAGUGUUUUUGUCACGACUCCUACCGAAAGUGGCUCCCCUUCCUGUUCGGGUGGCGCUCGGCGGUCAUCGUCACCGGCCUACUAGCUGCCACUGAUCCUUUUUCCCCCCUUGUCUAUUUAUUAGUUGCACCUGUGUUUAGUUAGGUUAAUUGGUUGGUCUUUAUUUACCAGCCGGCCCGCCUGCUGGUUGUGCGGGAUUAUUUUCAGUGUACGAUUGUACACGACUGUAAGUCACGAUUGUGUGUGUGUGUGUGUUGCUGAACUGUUUAGUUCCCCAUGUUUGGGGCAUUUGUUUGGGUUGGCGUCGU